UAGCCGAUAUUCGACAGUCUCGGGCAAGAUGGCGACCUCCCAGAAGUUAACAGAACAUUUUCUGACAUGCACGAUAUGUACAGAGGUGUUUGAGAAUCCGUGCACCCUUGUCUGUUAUCACACAUUCUGUCGGAAAUGUGCCAUCAACUACACCAAAACCAGACCAGAAGCCCUCAGUGCCAAGUCUCUCAUGUGCCCAUUCUGCAAAAUGAUGACGAAAGUGUCUGCCCCUGAGAAACCAGUUGAGGAGUGGGCGGAUGACGUCAAGCCUAGCUUUGUCAUCCAGGGACUCUUGGACUCGUUUGGCCCUGGAUCUAAAGAUACAACAAACUGCAAGUGUUGUCGAGAGGAAGGGGAGACAAUCCCAGCCACAGCGUGGUGUUCUGUCUGUGACGAUGUUCUGUGUGACGAGUGUACGAGAAAGCACAACAGCACUCCAGCUACCUGUCACCAUGACGUCACUGCCUUUACGGGAAAGGUCAGAGACACCAGCAGCCGCAAGGUCAUGUGUAAAGUACACAAAGACGAAACUAUCAAAUUUCUGUGUAGAGACUGCAAGAAAGCAGUUUGUCAACUAUGCUGCACUCUGUACCACGACAAAUGUGACUCGGUUGUCGUCCUUGAGUCAGAUGCAGAGAUGCUGUUAAUGAAAGAGGAACUCACAAACACAAAGGGGAAUUUGCACAGGAGAAAGGCAGACAUGCAAGCAGAGAUUGAGAAAAAGAAAUCAAAGAUGAAUGAAGAAUUAGCCUAUUACGUACAAAUGGAGUGUGGCAUCAAGUCUGCAAGUGACAGAGCUAUAGAAGAGAUCAAGCAGAAGGAGGAGACACUUCUCAACAAACUGAAGGCGAUGUCAGACAGACAUAUCAGCCAGCUGAAAGCAGACAUUAAGUCCGACGAAAUGUCAGUACAGAUGUACCAGCAACAGGCUGAGCUGAUAGACCAGACUCUACAAUCUAAGUGUGAUAUGGACGUGUAUGAGAUGUAUCAAGGAUGUGAGGCCGGUGAUGUGGAUGCUGUUAAAGAUGCGGGUUUGAAGAUACGCGGACGAAUAGCCAAGAUCAUUCUCAGACAAGACAUGAACAAACUGAGUAGAGCACUGGACGAUCUACAGCUGGGUGACAUAGACGUGCUGUAUGAGAGUGUACUGGAUCUGAAAUUUACACCAGUGUUACAGGACACAGUUAAAGUUCGAGUACCUAGUGAUAAUGAUAAUGCUUACCCCGCUGACGUGACGGUUCUGAUGGUGAAAGGAACGGACACCAUGGUAGUUACAGACAACAACAACAUGAGCGUGAAGUCCUUCUACACCAGGAACAAAAAACAGGGUCACAGCAAGCUCAGUCUGGGAAGAAAACCAUGGGGCAUUACAAGGCUGAAACACAACCAGGUGGCUGUCACUGUGCCGGAAGCCUGGCUGAUUGUAACAGUUGAAGUCAACCCAGAUCUUGAGCUGCUGUCGACCAUCACAACCAGCAAACAGUACUGGGGUAUAACGUCUCUGACACCAUCAACACUAGCAGCAAGUUCCCAGUCACCUCCUUGUGUUGAUGUCCUGGAUAUGUCGGGACACGUGAUGAGGUCAAUCUGUCCAUUACACUAUGGCAACAGCAUCUUAAGAUACCCCAACUUCCUCUGUACCAAUGGGACAGGAAACAUCCUGGUGUCUGACAGUGGAACUGCUUGUGUCCUCUGUGUGACACCUAAGGGAGAGGUGGUGUUCACCUACUGCCCUACUGAUGACACAGCACCCAGAGUGCCACGUGGCAUCACGAGUGCCGGAACUGGUGACAUCCUGGUGUCGUACGACUCUCUAGACAGGGUCAUCCAUCUGACUAAGUCAGGACAGUUUGUCCGGAACACACUGACCUCUCGGGACGGUGUGUGGUAUCCUUACGGGUUGUGUAUAUCUGACCAUCUGCUGUACGUUUGCCACGUCAUGACACGCGAGAUCAGGGUGUUUAAGUUUUUAAGAUGAUUUCACGAAAAUGUCAGCGGGUGACUUCAGUUUUACGCCGCAGUAUUCCAGCAAUAUCAC
Messenger RNA from Haliotis rubra (blacklip abalone), 2038 nucleotides. RefSeq lists its product as uncharacterized. NCBI's taxonomy places the organism in Eukaryota, Metazoa, Mollusca, Gastropoda, Lepetellida, Haliotidae. The transcript is spliced from 3 exons. Gene Ontology annotation, molecular function: zinc ion binding; protein binding. Bases 29 to 1978 code for a protein of 649 amino acids. The record is from RefSeq and is a predicted model, not a curated record.